This is a messenger RNA of Aegilops tauschii subsp. strangulata, 759 nucleotides long. RefSeq lists its product as uncharacterized. The record is from RefSeq and is a predicted model, not a curated record. NCBI's taxonomy places the organism in Eukaryota, Viridiplantae, Streptophyta, Magnoliopsida, Poales, Poaceae.
AUGGGCAACGCUCUGCCGUGCUUGGUCGACCAGGGCGUGAAGGCUCUGCCGGCGGCGGCGAAGCCCAGGCGAAGGAUGUACUCGCUCAAGCUUCUCAUGAGGGUCCUCCACAGGAUGAAGAGGACGCCGCGCGGCAACAAGAUUGGCGGCAAGUCCUCUCCGGAAUCUGAUUCUGAAGUAGGUGGAGCUGGCGUGAAGAGUGUCAAGGCCAGCCACGGCAAGGCCUCCCCGAGACGAGCGGCGGCGGGUGGUGGUGGCGGCCAGAGGAAGGGCGUCGUGAGGGUGAAGGUGCUCCUCAGCAAGGAGGAGGCGGCGCGGCUGCUGUCGCUGACCGUGGGGGGCCAGAAGACGGCGGCGCAGAUCGUGGCCGAGAUCAAGAGGAUGGAGGCCCGCCGCGCCGCCGCCAAUGCUGCCGCGGCGGCCGGGUGGCGGCCCGCGCUGGCGAGCAUCCCCGAGGAGUCGUCGUAGGUGCACCGGGCACCGUGCACGUACGUGUGUUAUGUAGCUUCGCGUGUCCGAGAGAGAGGGAGAGAGCGAGAAGGGAGGAGGGAGAUUUGGGUUGAGAGGCGAGCAGGCGACACCGGCAGCUCCCCCUCCCAUGCAUCAUCCGUACGCUGAUGCUGGUGUGUGUGUAUAUAGCAGCUUCCCUAUUUUGAAGCUUCUCUUCUGCUCCCCCCAUGCUGUUCAUCCCGAUCGCUUGUACUGCUCCCUCGAUCACCAUCCCAAAGAAAUGGAAUGAAAUUUCGUUUUCUUCAUAAA